AUGUUAAAACAACAGUUUGGCAACAAUCACCGAGUUGAAGCGGCCCAUCUCAAGAGCAUGGUUGACGGGCCGGACGUUGUUCAGGGUGAUAGACAGUCCCUCAGGUCCUUCCACUACAAGGUCAAGGCCUGCGUGCAAUGGUGUACAAAACUGGGCCUGGCUGCCAUUUUGCAGAAUCCUGAGUAUCUAGGCAGAGCUGCUAUGAAGCUUCAGGACGGCAUGCGCAUGAGAUGGUACGAACAUCUGCAAGGUGACUAUGAUGGCUUGUCCCUCCUGGACUUUGAGAGAUGGUUGCAGAGAAGAGUUGAUGCUAUGUUUAACCCCUUUGAAGACUAUGUCCAUGAGCGUGAGUCAAGACCCAGGCUCCCACGACCAAGGCAUUUCAACCAGGGUCCCCCGCCCAGGGCACUUCAUCCCAACAGUGUUGGCAUUCGCGUAACACGGUCUACCCAAGAGAGCAGUUCUGGGGAGGUGACGGCCCCACCCCAGGUCGAUUCUCCCGGCCAAGAUAGGUGCCUCGUAUGCGAAGACAGGCACCGCCUUGUCUACUGCGACUCGUUCAAAUCCAAGCCCUUUAAAGAGAGAAGGAAGAUCGUAUACAACAAGCGGUUGUGCCGCAACUGCCUCAAGGAGGGGCACUUUGUGGAUUCCUGUCCGAGUAGCGGACGGUGUCUCAAGGAGGGGUGUGGCUUGAAGCAUCACACACUCCUUCACAGCGAAAGAGUAGACGAAUCGAAGUCUGAAGAAAAGGACGGUGCGGGCCACAAGGUUAAUGCCCUACAGCUUGUCCCGGUUCUGGCCUGGGGACCAAAGGGUCAAGUGAAGACUGUAGCGGUCCUCGAUGCAGGAAGUGACUCCACCUUGAUUCGCAAGGACCUGGCAGAGCAGCUUGAACUCAAAGGAGAGACGCACCAGUUGCAGCUAAACACUGUUAAGUCAGACACGCGCUCCUGUAACAUGCAGCGGGUCGGUUUCCGGUUGUCAUCAGAUGACCACCCCGAGAAGAUUGAUGUUGAAGGGGCUUGGGUAGUGCACAAGCUCAACAUCUCUAAGCACAAGGUGUCCGGUAAAGAGGCCGCGAAGCGAUGGAAUCAUCUUGAGGGUGUCAACCUGCAGACCCUCGAAGCCGGUGACGUCACGCUCUUGAUUGGUUCAGAUAUGGCUCAUCUUCUUGUACACUUGGACGUACGACAGGGCCGACCUGGCGAGCCUAUUGCGGUACAGACCCCGCUAGGGUGGACAUUAUUUGGCAGACUCGGACGCGCUGUUCAACCAAACUUGAUGCAUGUCCAUUCGAACUUGACGUUGCUCAAAGUGGGCGAGUUGCUAAACGAACAAGUUCAGAGGUUUUGGGAAACCGACUCGUAUGGUGUGAGUCGAACUGAACGACCUAUCGGCCCCUCAGCUGAGGACAGACGCGCGUUGGAGACGCUGGAUAGUACGGUGAGGAAGAUGGGCGGACACUACGAGACUGGUCUUUUAUGGAAAGACGAAGCUGUAGUGCUUCCCAGUAACAGGAGAAUGGCGAUGUACAGGCUCAACAGCACCGAGCAGAAACUGAAGAAAGACCCAGAGUUAGCCAGCAUGUACAGAAGUGUUCUAAAUGAGUACCAAAGCAAAGGCCAUUGUCGAAAGCUCUCGGAGGUCAAGGCAGCAAUCGAAGGUCCCAGAACGUGGUACCUCCCUCAUCAUGGUGUUCAAAACCCCAACAAGCCAGAAAAACUCCGCGUAGUCUUCCAUCCGGCGGCAAAGUACAACAAUGUGUCAUUGAAUGACUGUCUCCUGACGGGCCCAGACCUGCUGAACGAUUUAGUAGGUGUACUUAUCCGAUUUCGUUGCAACAAGGUCGGGAUAAUGGGGGAUAUUGAAAAGAUGUUCCACCAGGUCAAGGUCCGAGAAGCAGAUCAAGACUCCCUCCGGUUCCUGUGGAGGAACCUCGAAGAGAGAAUCCUUGAAGUAUACCGUAUGGCAGUUCAUGUGUUUGGAGCCAUUGACUCGCCCUGCUCGGCCUGCUACGCACUGCGGAAGACAGCAGAAGAUCAAGCUGGUUUGUUUCCCGAUGAUGUGCUGGAUACUAUAAAGAGGAACUUCUACAUGGACGACGUCCUAACUUCAAGGCCGUCGGAAGACGAGGCGGCAGCUGUCGCUAACCAGCUCAUUGAAGCAGUAGCGGCUGGUGGUUUUCGCUUGACCAAGUGGGUAUCUAACAGCCGAAACGUGCUCCGUUCCCUUCCGUCUGACGAGGUAUCCUGUGACGCGGUCAACUUGGACUUACAGACCUUGCCUCAAGAGAAAGCCCUUGGAGUAAAGUGGUGUCUCGAGCAAGACACGCUUUACUUGAAGCCGUUGAAAGAUAGGUUCCCCGAAACAAAACGAAAAGUCCUUAGUGCUACGAGUAGCGUGUUUGACCCCCUGGGCCUUGCGGCAAGGCCAAGCUCAAUAUACAGGAACUGUGGCGCUGUAAGAUUGAUUGGGAUGAGCCUAUUCCCGAAGAGCUGCGAAGCAUCUGGAAGUCGUGGAAGGACGGGCUGA
Messenger RNA from Nematostella vectensis (starlet sea anemone), 2532 nucleotides. RefSeq lists its product as uncharacterized. The record is from RefSeq and is a predicted model, not a curated record. NCBI's taxonomy places the organism in Eukaryota, Metazoa, Cnidaria, Anthozoa, Actiniaria, Edwardsiidae. Gene Ontology annotation, molecular function: nucleic acid binding; zinc ion binding. The transcript has a single exon. The coding region runs from base 1 to 2532 and encodes 843 amino acids.